Messenger RNA from Aspergillus luchuensis, 1152 nucleotides. RefSeq names its product transcription factor IIF subunit TFG2. Gene Ontology annotation, biological process: transcription by RNA polymerase II; transcription initiation at RNA polymerase II promoter. Lineage: Eukaryota; Fungi; Ascomycota; Eurotiomycetes; Eurotiales; Aspergillaceae. The record is from RefSeq and is a predicted model, not a curated record. Gene Ontology annotation, cellular component: transcription factor TFIIF complex. The transcript has 4 exons. Bases 1 to 1152 code for a protein of 383 amino acids.
AUGGUCCCCCAAGUCAAACAGGAGCCUGAUUCCCAGACACCAUACAUCAAACCCGACCCAUACAUCAAACAGGAUCCCGACAGCAAGGAUACGGUGCUCGCUGAUAUCGAGGAUGAAGACUUGUAUGAGGAUGCGGGCGAUCUAGACUUCUCGGCUGCAAACCAAAGCGUCUGGCUUUCACGGCUGCCCCGGUCACUAUGGGAACAUUGGGCGCAUCUGUCAAACAGCGCCGGCGAUGACGACGAGGAAAUUCAGAUCGGGACAAUGAGGAUCGAGGGUACACAGAAUGAUCUCAAACGGGUCAGUUUGCGCAUAAACGCACGAGAAGACAAUCGCGAUAUUCCUAAAGACUACCUACUGCAACGGCAAACGAUAACCUCAGAGAACGUUUCGCACUUGACGCAAAAUACGUACCUUUUCACGGAGAGGGACCUCCCAGGUCAUGAGAAUCGAAUGGUGGUUUUUGGCGAGGCGCGUUCGGCGCUCUAUGAGUCGAUGAAGCGGGAAAUGAAGAAGAAGGAGCGCAAGAAGAAAUGGGAGCCAUACGUUAGAAAAACUGUACCGAAACAAACGGCUCUGGUGGGGAGCGUGAGCGAAGAGUUCAACUGCCUUCCGGUCGAAAAUGAGGAAUUCCGGCGCCUUUCUGAGAAGAAGGCUCUGGAGGCACUCAAGCCGAAGCGUGAGACUGUAUUUAUCGAUAAGAUUCCGGGCAAGAUGCUCCAGCCGCGCAAUGCAUUGCCUGGAGAGAAGGGUGCUUUUGUGCAAGCAACGAGGCCAGCCAAGCCCAAGGCCCAGGAAAACAAAACCACGCGUAUGCCUCAAAACGAACUGUUGGAUCUUAUCUACCAGUGCUUCAGGGAAUACAAGUACUGGCCAUUUAAGAACCUCAAGGCGAGACUGCGACAGCCCGAGGCUUAUCUCAAACAAACUCUGGAAAUGGUUGCGCAUUUGGUCAAAGCUGGUGACUUUGCUAUGACCUGGGAGCUGAAGCCCGAAGCGAGGGAAAGCAACUACGCCAAUGCGAUGUACAAUGAUGCUAAGGAUGAACUCGCACCAGGAGAUUACAACUUCGAGGAUGGCUCUGAAGAGGAGGCCACUCCUUCUGGCAUGAUGACAGAUAAUGAUGAAGGACAGUUCGAGAACGUUGUCUAA